Osmerus eperlanus (European smelt) is the source of this 3608-nucleotide messenger RNA. RefSeq names its product prenyl (decaprenyl) diphosphate synthase, subunit 1 (gene pdss1). The transcript has 11 exons. NCBI's taxonomy places the organism in Eukaryota, Metazoa, Chordata, Actinopteri, Osmeriformes, Osmeridae. Bases 38 to 1294 code for a protein of 418 amino acids. Gene Ontology annotation, cellular component: transferase complex; mitochondrion. The record is from RefSeq and is a predicted model, not a curated record. Gene Ontology annotation, biological process: isoprenoid biosynthetic process; ubiquinone biosynthetic process. Gene Ontology annotation, molecular function: prenyltransferase activity.
UAACCUAUCCUGUGUCCAUGGAUAAGUGUGGUCGAACAUGGCGGUUCCGUGGAGGCACUGUUGGAGAUGGAGUUCAAGCUCUUAUGGCAUAAGUUUACUAGAGACAAUAUGUAUUCCUAACAGGCUGACGGCCGCGUAUUCUGCUUCGUCGUUCCGAGGAACAUGUUCCCUGUCUAGGUCUGGAAACGAGGGUAGUUCAACAACCAGGCCUGUUUACAUGAAUCAUCAAAUCAAUUCAGCUUUGACAAGGCACAAGUCAAGACUGCUGUACCCCACACCAAACCUUCACUGCUGUCAGAGAAUACACAGUGAUGCUAAGCUAAAGGAUCCAUUCACACUAGCCCAAAAAGACUUGAAACAUUUGUACGACGACAUCAAGAAGGAGCUCUUUGUGUCUAAAUCAGAGCUUAGGUCCCUGUGUGAUUACUACUUCGACGGGAAGGGCAAGGCCUUCAGACCCAUGAUAGUAGUGCUAAUGGCUCGGGCAUGCAACAUCCAUAGCCACAAGGACGGAGAUCUCCUGCCCGGACAGAGGUCGAUAGCCAUGAUCUCAGAGAUGAUCCACACUGCCAGCCUGGUCCACGAUGACGUCAUCGAUGGCUCGGACAAGCGGCGGGGGAAGACCACCAUCAACGAAGUGUGGGGCGAGAGGAAGGCUAUAUUAGCUGGAGACUUUAUCCUGUCUGCAGCCUCCAUGGCUCUGGCCCGUAUAGGAGACAACACCGUGGUGUCUGUUCUGUCGCAGGUUAUAGAGGACCUGGUCCGAGGUGAAUUCAUGCAGCUAGGCUCCAAGGAAAACGAGAACGAGAGAUUCAAGCACUACCUCGAAAAAACCUUCAAGAAGACCGCAAGUCUCAUCGCAAACAGCUGUAAAGCAGUAUCCAUUCUGGUGAACUCUGAUCCCGAAAUCCAUGAAAUAGCCUUCCAGUAUGGUCGCAACGUUGGAAUCGCAUUUCAGUUGGUGGAUGAUGUGCUGGACUUCACAUCAAGUGCUAGCCAAUUAGGAAAGCCCUCCGCUACAGACCUCAAGCUGGGCUUGGCCACUGGACCAGUUCUAUUUGCUUGUCAACAGUUCCCAGAGCUGCACGCCAUGAUCAUGAGGAGGUUCAGCACCAGUGGAGACGUGGAUCGGGCCUGGCAGUACGUCCUGCAGAGUGACGGGGUGGAGCAGACCAGCUUCCUGGCCCAGCGUUACUGCCAGGAGGCCAUCCGCCAUGUCAGCAUGCUGACGCCCUCCCCAGAGAGAGACGCCCUCAUCCGCCUCACAGAGCUGGUGCUCACCCGGGACAAGUGAGGCCCUGCGCCCAGGGCUUCACCUCAGGCAGCUACCUAGGGAAGGCAGCCCCCCACCACCACCACCACCAGGAGGAGACAGCGCUUCAGAGCAGUGGUCUUCAGCCCUGGUCCUCAGGGCCCACUGUCCUGUAUGCUUUAGAUGUUUCCCUGCUCCAACACACCUGGUCCAAAUGAAUGGGAUGUUGUCAGGCGUGAUUAACGACUUGUUUAUUUGAAUCAGGUGUGUCGGAAGAGGGAAACAUCGAGAACAUGCAGGGCAGGGGACCCUGAGGACCAGGGUUGAGAAAGGCUGAUCUAGGGAAGAGGAGGAUAUGAGGGCACCGGUUCCGUAAAACAAUUAAGAAUUCAGUUUCUGAAAGACUCACGCGUGCAGGUUGUCUUGCACAACCAUCGUGCGAUCUUUGAUUCAAAGUUUAAACGACACAACUGAAUUCAGCUUUGAUCGAUCCGUUACACUACUCCACGUCUCCCUCUCUCAUCCUGUCCAGCAGGGGUCACUGACAACUGUUUAUACUCUGUUGUCUCCAGGAUAACCAGGAGACUCUCAUGAUUGUCACAUCUAGGAAGGGAGCCCCACUUAUUUUCAAUUAGAUUCAAUUACCCUCACUAACACCUCAAACCAGAUUUUUUAAAUCAUUUAAUGAAUCCUAUAACACCGCUGUGAAGUUUAACCUGUUGUCACUGGAGCACAUGGAGUGGGGGGGGAGAAGGGACAUUGCUUUAUUGUUAUGAUCACUGUAUACAGUACUGUAAAACAAAGAGGCAAUGGUCUGUACCUCAAUCUAGCGCACUUCUCUCAAUGAGGGCAGAUUUUAUUACAGGCUAGGUUUGGGGCAGGCUAGGCACUGCAGAAUCAUUGUAAUUCCAAAUGAGUUGGAACACAGAGUAUCGUUGUUGUCGUCUAGGUGUUUGAUGGAUCUGCGUUGUUAUUAUACAUGAGCCGUCCUCACCAUAUAGGCCAAAUGUCAUGGUGCUCAUUAACAACCAAGGCCUUAACAUCCACAAAUGAGCAAAUACUCAAAUAAAUAAAAAAAAGUAUUUUUUAAGUCAAGCCUUACCCUGUCUUUUAAUGUGCAUGGACCACGCCACAUUAUUCAUAGAAUGGUUUAUUAUAAAAGACUGUACAUUAAUUUGUUCAAUUAACAUAUAUAUACAAAUUAAGGGCAGAGAGAAAGACGAGUAUUAAAUAUUUUCACCCGUGAAACUGAGCAGGAACACUUCUAUACCUUUGAUAUAACAAAGCACACAGACAGAAGUUUCAAGGCAUUGGCAGCAAUAUCCUGAAAAAGGUCAACAUUGAUGAGCGCAGUUAAUCCUGUGUCGCAUGAGUCCAUUCAGGAAAGACUAUCAGGAAUGAGGAAACUGAUUACUCUAGCGUAAGGUUCCAUUCUAACCUCACAUGAAAAAAAUUAAAACACCAACCUAAAAAGCCAUUAAUCGAUAGUCAGAUUGGUAAAACACAGGUAUACUAUCACUAGAGCUAUGAAGAGUAUAGACAAAGUGAGAGGAAUCAUUCUGGGUCAAUAAGGAAGGAAGCCACUUGGCAUCAAGAUGGUUUCCAGACCUGAGUUAUCAAACCAGAUUCAAAUGAUGACAGUUGAGAAACAGGAAGAGCUACAGUAUACAUUUGUUCAUUCUUGCUUUUCGGGAUGUGAAGGAGGUAUACGUUGUCAGAUCGGUCUCCUUUAUAGCACUGAACUGUAAAACCGGCAGAGCGUUUAUGCACAAAACAACAAAACAGUUUGAGAAUUGAGCCCAGAAACACUAAAAUUUACAUCUAUCAUAUCCAUUAUUGAUUGUUAACAUUAGAUACUUAAUAGCAUACAAAAAAACUGUAGGCUAUCUACAGAUAUUCCAUUUUGUUCAGAUUAGUAAGACUUUAUUAAUGUUGACAUGUUCCCUAAACUGUGUUUUACACACACAAUGAUGAGAAACGGGAGAUGUUCACAAGUUGAGACUUUUAUACUCUGGAUCAGAAUGACUACUUGACCUGAAAUAUUGUCAGAUGUAAGAAAUCAUCUUGUACACUUAAUAUUAAAUGUUUAAGUACAGACCAUAAACAUUGUUUAAGUCUCAACAAGUCAGUGAUUCAACAAUAUAAUAAAACCUAAAUUGCAUAUACAUAACAUAAUUAUAAUGGCAUAAAACAAAGAUUAUACACAUUUCUCCGAAUUUUGUAUGCAUGCUUUACACCAAGACUGAAUGUUAAGUAUAACCGGUUGGGUAAAAAAAGAAAGAAAUGCUGCUAUUCAAACAGCUUCAAACUUCAAAAUCGAUCAGUCUUGAUUAUGAAAUGGCACCAUAUGGUAAAA